Molecule: messenger RNA, 294 nt
Organism: Talpa occidentalis (Iberian mole)
Lineage: Eukaryota; Metazoa; Chordata; Mammalia; Eulipotyphla; Talpidae
Product: cystatin-B-like
Cellular component (GO): cytosol
Molecular function (GO): cysteine-type endopeptidase inhibitor activity
Source: RefSeq, a predicted model, not a curated record
AUGAUGUGCGGCGCGCGCACCGCCACGCAGCCCGCCACAGCCGAGACCCAGGCCAUCGCCGACCAGGUGAAGGCCCAGCUGGAAGGAAAGGAGAACAAGACGUUCCCCAUGUUCAAGGCCGUGGAGUUCAAGAGCCAACUGGUAGCCGGGAGGAACUUCUUCAUCUAGGUUCAAGUGGAAGAAGAGCUCAUGCACCUUCGAGUCUUUCAGAGCCUCCCGCACGAAAACAAACCCUGGUGCCUGGCCAGCUAUCAGACCAGAGAGACCCGGCAGGACGAGCUGUCCUACUUCUAG